GAGAGAGAGAGCUUGGGAAGCGAAGAUGGGGACCAAAAUGAACACAAACUCGAGGAAACCAUUGGAAAAUUGGAGGCAUUGAUAAAUACAAAUAAAGCCCAGAUACCCACAAACCACAGAGAGACAGACAGAGAGAGAGAGAGAGAGAGAGAGAGAGUACAGGAGAGAGAAACCAAACGGCUAUUUAUUUUUUUCUUCUGCCUCCUCUUUUCGCCAUUAUUACUCUCCCUUUCCUUUGUUUUCCUUAAUAAAAAUCUGAAGGCAGCAUCGAUCAUUUUUCGCAGGAUUCUGAAGGCAAAGGUGGGGUUUUUGAAGCUUUGGAGGAUAUCUGGAGAGAAGUUUUGUUGAGUUGGUGUUGACCCUCAGUUUAAGGAUUUUGCUAUAUAACUUCUUUAAUGGAGGAUGUUCUGAUGCAGAGUCAAAUAACAAACACGGAUAAAGCAGCAAAUGUGAUAUUGGACAUUGAGAGCCUCACACAACCAUCUGAUAGAUGCUCUGGGAGUCCUAAAGUCUCGAAAGCUCUAUCUCGUAAAGGCUCAAAUCGAAUGGAGAGACGAUGUGGUGAAGAUCAAGAAACCGAUGAUACAUCCAAAAAGCUCGUCGUUAAAGUGGUAUGUUCACAGCUGGAUCACUUGAAGCAGCCAUUGGUACAUAACAAAUCAUUCUCAGCAACAUCAACCGUAUCAAAUAAUGUUUGUAUUGGAGAUUCUUUAGAUGGGAGGAAUAAGAGGUUUAAUCGUUUAACAACUAUUAAUCCAAGGAAGAUCUUGCUUCUCUUUGCAUCUAUGUCUAGCAUGGGAACUUUGAUCCUCAUAUACUUUACUCUGGCCAUCAAUCGACACGGUGGAGAUUAACUAUUUGGGAAGUUAUCUGAAGGGAAAUGCUAUUGUUGUUUAUUCAUGGACAGCCACAUUUUCUGUUUGCGCAUUUGCUACUUGGAAGAGAGGAGUUCAUAUUUCUUUUACUACAGUUCUAUAUAUAUAUGAGUUAAAAUAGCAUUUGUAGUAAAAAGUAAAGAGAUUGGAAAUAUUUGCUAUGAGUUCUUUGUUGCAUAGUUUUUAAAAUUUUCCGUUUCAAUUGGACGCUAUGAAUUAUUUUGGGUGAUUGAUCUGGCCGAUGUUGUAAAUAAAUUGCGCUUUUCAGUGAAAAACUUUUGCUAUA
Asparagus officinalis (garden asparagus) is the source of this 1161-nucleotide messenger RNA. RefSeq lists its product as uncharacterized. The transcript has 7 exons. NCBI's taxonomy places the organism in Eukaryota, Viridiplantae, Streptophyta, Magnoliopsida, Asparagales, Asparagaceae. The record is from RefSeq and is a predicted model, not a curated record. The coding region runs from base 396 to 854 and encodes 152 amino acids.